Macrobrachium nipponense is the source of this 2642-nucleotide messenger RNA. Its product is annotated as FUN14 domain-containing protein 1-like. The record is from RefSeq and is a predicted model, not a curated record. Gene Ontology annotation, cellular component: mitochondrial outer membrane. The coding region runs from base 121 to 744 and encodes 207 amino acids. The transcript has 6 exons. Lineage: Eukaryota; Metazoa; Arthropoda; Malacostraca; Decapoda; Palaemonidae. Gene Ontology annotation, biological process: autophagy of mitochondrion.
UGGUAAGUAUAGGUACCCUUACACUCAAAGCAGAACGUAUUUCAUAAGACUUCUGUUGAGGCGUUGUGAUCAUCAUGAUGACAUCAUCGAGUGAUCAGACACUUAUUAAUUUUGUUUGGUAUGGGAGGUGCAAGCCAAACUAAACCAUUACAACCAUCAGAAGAGGAGGAGUUCGAGGUUCUGGAUAUCAGGGGUACAGCUAGGUCAAAUAUGUCGUGGAUACAAGACUUCAUCAACAACUUAACCAGGGAGCCAGCGGCAAAGCAAGUAGCUGUUGGUGGACUUUCAGGAUGGGUUGUUGGAUAUUUGUCUAUGAAAGUUGGUAAAGUGGCUGCAACUGUGGUUGGAGGAAGUCUUUUGAUAAUGCAACUUGCAGCUCAUAAAGGAUACAUUAAGGUUGACUGGAAUAGAGUUAAUAAAGAUUUAGAAAAGAAUGCUAAGAGGCUAAAACGUGAAGUUGAAUCUAAUGUCAACUCUGGAACUGCAGAUGAGCAUGUGCUGCAGGAUGCUGCCCGACAGUUGGAUAAGAAGUUGGAUAAACUUGCUGAUAAGCUUGAUAAGAAAGUGCAUACUGCAGACAGUUGGGUCAACAAACAAAUGAAACAGGCAAGAAAAGUGUACAGGAAGCAUAUCUUAGGUGAUGAUAGCAAGAUAACGGUAGAUGAAUUGUACUUGCUUAACAUGUACAUAAUUGCCUUUUCAGCAGGAACAAUGCUAGGUGUUGGUACUGCCAAAAUAAUUUGAAGCAGACUAUUUACUGAGUUGUAACUACUUAAGCUGUUAUUGGCAAGUUUCUGCUGACAUACUGUAUAUAUCAAGAUGUAUUCCUUUUUUUUGUAUUUUUUUUUAUUUUUGGUUCUCAGAAAAUUCUUGUGCCUUCACCUUGCUUUAUUAUUCUCAUGAGUGAAGAUUUUGUGUUAUGUGAAAAUAGAAAAGGCAGUUUAAAAAAUAUUGGAAUAUGAUUGCUUUAUUGCAAGUAAACAGUGAUAUCUCUGAGUACUGCAUUCAGUUGAUGCCUAUCCGGAUAGUCUUCAAGCAAAAGAUUGUAAUUUUCAUGGUUAAUUGAUACUUAAUGAUAGUUUUGAUGAGCUUAAAGGCAAAAGCCUAUAAUUUUAAUGAAUAACUAGCAUCUAAGUAUUUUAUUUUUUCUGUCUUUAUGAUAUAUACUGUACGUACUAUAUACUUCAUAUAGGUAGUAAAGAUAAGUAAAGAUCUGUCAAAGUACUGCUGGUAAGAUUUAAUAUUUUAUAUUAACACACAGCAGUUAAUUGUUUUGAAUUCAAUAAUUUUUUUGUUUUAAUGAAAUAGUGAUGAAACUGUGAAAAAAGGUUUUCUGUACAUUAGUACUAAUUUGAAAAAAAACUUGGUUUAAAAGGGCUGAUUUUAUCAGGAAAUAUCAUGAUUGCACAGUUUUAAAAGCAGGUAUGGGCCCAUGUGUGAGCCGUACACCAGCAUGGUGUUAAAACUUUCCUAUUUUGUACUGUUGAAUAGAUUCAUAGUUUCUGGAAUUUAUUUCAAAUUUAAUUUCAUAGUCUGUUCAUAACUUUGGUUAUAAGCUCCUUAUUUAUUUAUGUUUUUACUCUUGAAUUGCUAAUUUUUAAAAAUUUUAAAGUUCUUAAACUAGUUGUGUACUUAUAUAAUCUCUUAUGGAAGGUUUGCUAAGGCAAGGCAUCUUAUAUUUAAAAAGAGAAGGGAUGUGCUUCAUGUGUGCUCAAAGUUUGCUUUUAUUGUAGUGUAUGAUGAUUAGGUUUUUUUUUAUUAGUUACACUGUACAUGAUAGCUCAUCUCUUAACAUGUCAAUAAAGGUCUUCAGUACAUCACUUCUCAGUUCUCUUAUCAUCAUCUAGUCCAAAUUUACCAAAAUAUACCUUUAUGUUUUACUUAGAAAUAUUUGAUUCAAGCUUAAUGUAUGUAGAUUUUCCAGUUAAUGCAAUAUCUUUUGAUGCAUUAUGGAUCAUAAUGCCAAUCAUACUAAUGCAGUUUUUUUUAUUAAAUAUGUAUCAAGACAGUGCUUAUCAUAUUUAACACUUGCAAGACACAAAGGAAGAAAUCACUGUAGCCUUUGUAUAUAUAAUUUUAAGAAGUAUGCCUCGUUGCAAUCUUACUGGGAAGCUGUGAUUUAAACAAAUAACAGACCAUACCCUGAAAGCCCUUAGCUUUUACAGAACAUAAAGGUUUAAUGUAGCUCCACCAAAGGUGCAUUUUUUUGUCAAGCAAAAUAGCUGAAAAGGGACCUUGUUUUGACCUAUGAGGAGUUUAAUGUAGGAUCUCAUUACAGUUAGCACAGACGUGUGAAUAAUUUUAAGUACCCUUUUUAAAUAUCCUGUAAUAUUUUUCUUUUCAGUUAGGAUGAAGUUAAGGUAUUUACAGUUUCAAUAUUUAGUCAUAAUAUGUACUAUGGCUCCUUCUCUGAAUAGAACCAAUUUAUAGCUUUUUGAAUAAGUGUAUCUCUGAUCUAAUAUGAAAUGUAUAAAGAUAUUACUUGGGAUAUACAUAUAGUUUUAUUUAGUUCAGUGUUUCCCUUGUGUUAGAAUAUGCAAUGUUUCACAUGUAAGAUGUCAGGAUGGUCGAGUGAUCUGUAUUAUAGUAUUUGCAUUAAAUGGCAUUUUUUAGGAAGAUUUAAAAAGUAAAUAUCAAGUAAG